CGUGAAACUUUCAACGUGUAUUUUUUUUUCCUUCAUCUUAAUUUCCUCUCGAUAUCCCCGAAAACAGAAAAAAAAAGUCAAGUUAGUUGUAUUUAGCAUGUUCCUCUACGAAUGUCUGUUGAUAAGGCACUUGAUACCUUGCAGCAACCCACUUACGUCAUGAGAAUUUUAAUCUUUUAAUUACCCAUUUAAAGCAUAAAAUGCGCUUAGCAGCCUUAUACGAUGUCUGAAAACUACUUUCUGGUCAUUCCUCUGGAGAUGACUGGUUUCUAUCAGUGUUUCAGAUAUUCAACGCUUAUGAUUUAAAAGUACCAUUUAUUUACUUGAAGUGAUGGCUGAAUUAUUUUUUUCUGCAGCUUUGAAACGGCUGUGAAGGAUGUUUUAGAAGUUGGUGUAUUAUGAAAACAAUAAAAUUCAGUAUUAAAAACGUUAAUCUCCGCGCGGUGAUACGCCGGCUCACAGCCCUGCACGUAAGUACUAUUUGUCGCUUCAUACGCGUGUGGAAGUCGCCCUUAACACUUAUUGCAUACAACUCUUCUCUUCCCCCUCAAUGGCGGGCAUUAAAGAAAAAAAGUCUGAGGAAAUCUUGAAUAGUCAGCAGAUGUGGAAUUUUCUGCUGAAAUUAGGGAAUAGUUAGGGAAAUAUUGGUUAAUUUAGGGUAUUAGAAUCUUUAAAUCAGCUGGUUAUUCAAAAACUCAGCCUGUAUCGCUAACCAAUUAACUUCAUUGUAGUUUUUAAAUGUAACAUAAAUAUUCAUGUUAAUUUACAUAUAUGAUUAAAUUUGUACAUUUGCAUGAAAACAACUGUAUCACUAAAAAUAAUGUUCGCAGUAAUAUUGCGUUCGGGUUCUUACCCGGGCAUUUAUGCUUUGUGUUGACUCAAUACCUCCAAUAUUUAAAUUUAAAUUCAUAUACCGUUCCCUAAAUAGGUUUUUUAUUAUCAACUGCGCACUUUAAUAAGUAUAAUAAAACACAAAAAUUACAAUUAUUGAAUAUUCGAUUAUAUUUGCCAUGGUUUAAAAAAAAUGCUUGAUUGAAACUUCAAUUAAAAUAUAAAGUUAUGCGCCAAUUUUCAUAAAAAAUGCUCAGUAUUAUCGGGAAAAAAAUUAUUGCAUAUAUGCAAAAAUAUCCAUAGCCACGUGUCGUGCAAAGUUACAAUAUAUUUCUUGUACAGACUCUUUCUUGGCAACUGGUUUCCGAAAGAAGCUUUUGUGAAAGCACAGAAAAUCUUGCUGAGCGUUUUUUUGUUGGCAUGAAAGACUGAAUUUCUCAAUGAUUGUGCCUCGGAGUCUGGCGUAAGGAAAAAAAAACUUUGCUCUUUGUUUCCAUGUUUUUUUUUGUAACUGUGCGAACAGUUUCGUCACGAUGUUGAAGAAUCCGUGACUACGCAAUGCUAGGAAGCAGCGCAACAUGUUAUGUUGCAUUUUAUGUACUAACAUAACAUGUUUUAACAGCAGAAAAAAAAUUAAAUACCCGGAAGAAGUCAGGAAAAGUCAGGGAAUUCUGUCUGAGGACCAAACUAUAGGCACCGUGCGCGCCACUCUGGCGGCCAACGGUGUAACUAACUGCGGGACGGCAGGAAUUGAGUAACUGCGCAUCGCUAGUGUGUCACUUCUAAACAGUUCAAAACGACUAGCAAUAUGAAUGUAUUUAAAAAGCGGAAAGGUAACACAAAUUGCUGUGUGGUUGGGUGUAGUAAUGCGUACAGAAACACAUCACCUGAUAUAGUGUUUUAUUCAUUUCCAAAGCGGAAAACUGAAGAACAACGACGAAAGUUGUGGGUUCAAGCGGUACGCAGACAAAAUGUUGAUAAUUCACCUUGGGAACCAACAACCACCUCAAGAAUAUGCAGUGUUCACUUUAUUGGAAACAAAAGGUCAGGACACCCUAAAAAUCCUGCAUUCGUCCCCAGUUUAUUUCCAAAAAACUAUAAAAAGACAGCUGCCUCAUCACAAGCUUCCGAGAGGUAUGAAAGAUCCGCGAAAAGGUUAAAAAAAAGUAGCUAUGUAGAUAUUAUAGAUUAUGAAUGUUCAACGAGUGCUGCUAUUAAGAAACAUGAAGUUGCAAUACAGACGGAUGUAAAUGAAACAAUUGUCUGCGAUUUUGUUUUUUCUUGUACAACUGAUGGGGAUGAAUUGUCGACUCAAGCUUCUAUUCCAUUGCAAGUCUGCCUUAAUUCGUAUAAGAAACGUUAUGACAAGAGCUCAGGAACAAGUGAUAUGUGUAAUGAAAUACAAGGUUUUCAAGGAUACCCCUCAAUAAGUGAUGAGACAGAACUGCGAGACUUAACGGGCGUGACAUUUGCUGUUUUUAAUCUAUUGUUAACAUUGUUACUUAAUCAAACACAAUCUUACAGCAAGAUUAGUAAAGAAAAUCGUUUGCUAAUAUUUUUAAUGAAGAUGAAAACUGGCUUGUCAUAUUCUGCUAUGAGGGUGAUGUUCGGAGUUCACCGUACAACUAUAUCACGUAUUUUCACCACUACUCUAAUGUUGCUAGCAUCUACAAUGGCUAAUUAUGUGUUUUGGCCUAGCAGGGAAAGUAUAAUGGAAACAAUGCCUGCAAUUUUCAAAAGAAAGUACCCUAAUUGCCGAGUAAUAAUUGAUUGUACGGAAAUUAAAGUAGAACAGCCACCUAUUGUUGAUCAAAGAAUUUUUCUUUAUUCUAAUUACAAGGGUACUUACACAAUAAAAUUCCUGGUAGGCAUUUCACCUAGUGGAAUGGUGACCUUCAAAUCAAAAUGCUAUGGUGGCAGAUCGAGUGACACAUUCAUUACAAAUGAUUGUGGAUUAUUGAUUCUAUUAGAAGUUGGCGAUGAGGUCAUGGCCGACAAAGGUUUUCCAGGAAUAAAAACAAGCCUCUCCGACAAAGGGGUCGUUGUUGUAACUCCGCCAUACCUUCAUGAUGGAAAAUUAACAGCUGAAGAAGUGGAAACUACAUACAGUAUUGCCAGUGUUAGAAUUCAUGUUGAGAGGUGCAUUCAACGAAUUAAAAUCUUUCACAUUUUAGACAAACUAUCAAUUGAACUGCUCCCCUUUAUUGACGAUAUUGUUCAUAUGUGUUGUGUUUUAGUCAAUUUGCAGUCUCCUAUCAUUAAAAAUAAUACAUAAAGACAGAUUUUUACUAUGUAAACAUACUGAAUGAGUACUUUAAUGUAUUAAAUAAGUAUGACUACAAAGUUAAUAAAUUUAAGUUAGUCAAGACAUGGAAAGUCUACACGAAAACAGAUAAACAGAUGAAAUGCAAUCUGCUAUGAAUAACAUUUGUUAUUAUAAUGUACAUUUGUUUGAUUACUAGACAUUUACUGAAACAAGUUUAGGUAAAUAGUGAUUAAAAUAGAAUGUUUCUAUUUUAUCAAUGCAGUUCUCAAUGUACGUCAAGUUCUUUUCUAAUGUUAUGCAGAUCUGUUGUUUCCUACUGUAAACAUACAAGUCACAUGUAUCAACACCUGUUACAUACAUUAAUAUCUGACACUGAGUGUAAUAAAUAUUAUUUUUCUUUAAUGUAAUGUUUCCCCUUUCGUCUAGAAGUAAAUAUUUCAAAGAAACAUUUCCUGCCUCAUCAAUUAUGCACCUAUCUUUACAUGAAAUUGGACAUUUUACUUCUAAUACUUUUUUUGCCUUGCCUUUACUAACGACGAUGCCAUCUGGGCUUCCACAAAGCCAUGGUUUCAGUUUAUGAAUUAUCAGUCCACAACGUAACACUUUCGUAUCAUAUGUUCUUUGAUAAUGGCCUAUGGCUUCAGAUUCCAUGUCUUUUCCGUAUUUCACAUUUCUAGCAGCUACACCAACUAGAAUUUUGUUAGACUCUACCAAAAAAGUAUUUGCUAACGAGUCAAAACUUUCUCUUCUUACUUUUAUGCGAUGAGCCUUGUUGCUCGCCGAGAUGCGGAGUUUUCUUUCAGUGAACCAUUCUGAACAUUCUGCCUGCUUCCGUGUUGCUACAGAAAUAUUGAGUGCCUUCUCAUAACUAACACUCACAUAGUUUUCGUAGAAUGACUGUUCGCCCUCAUUCAAUGGUCUAAACGCUAAAUUUGUUGUCAAACUAUUACACUGAUUUUGUAGGAUUUCUUUAGUUAUAUUUUUACACUCAUCUAGCACUACUGAGCUUUCCACUGAUUCUAAUAAAUAAUUAAUUACACUUUUACAGUCACGUUCCUCUUCUGUUCUAUUUUCUGCUUGUAACAUUUGAUACAGAGGACAAGCGAUAUUAACAAGAGUAUCCACUUCUAAAGGAGAAGCGGCUACGGAAUAUUUUAGUUCUUUUUUAGGAAAUAUUUCACUUAUUCGCUUUCCCUUUGAAUACUUUUCUUUCGCAGCCCUAGUGGAACAUGGUUUUCCCCAGGUUUGUGGAAUGUCAGUCUUCGAAGUAAUUUGUUCAUUAUUAACAUAGUAAAUAACUGCAGCAAUGUGUUUACAGUCGCAUCCAAGUCCUGCCGGGCAUGGGCAGUUUCUGUUUAUAAUAUUUCUUCCGCCGUCAACCUACAAAAACAAAUGAACGGUUAAAUAAACAUUAACAUUUAAACAAUAAGCACUGAAGUAUAAACGUAAGGAAAUAAAAUACUUACUUCAAGAGUGACAAGGUACGGUGGAAGAUUAACAGACGUUUGCCGAAUCACUUCUGCUUUUAUUAGAGAAACGUCACCUCUCUUUAUUUCCUUUACAUUAUUCACAUGGCCACUGAUACAAAUAUUUUUCCCUUUCGAUAAUUUAUUCUCACCGAGGUUACUAUUUUUAAUCGGUAGGAAACCACAUGUAGUUUCUAUAUCACACAUGAUUACAAACUGAUUGUCAGCGCGCUGCGUGUCUCGGAGAGAGGCAGGCAGGUCGCGCGCGGCAGUCCCUCAAGUUGUUUCGAAAAGAAACACUACGCA
This is a messenger RNA of Bacillus rossius redtenbacheri, 4869 nucleotides long. RefSeq lists its product as uncharacterized. Lineage: Eukaryota; Metazoa; Arthropoda; Insecta; Phasmatodea; Bacillidae. The coding region runs from base 1640 to 3106 and encodes 488 amino acids. The transcript is spliced from 2 exons. The record is from RefSeq and is a predicted model, not a curated record.